UGCGCGGCUUUGGGGUGAAUUCCCACAGCUUCGGGGCCGUGAAUUCCAGGGCGAAUCCGCGGAGACGUGGGGGUUUGAGGUGAACCCGUGUGAGCUGGGGUCCGCUGAGGGUUCUGGGGUGAAUCCCGGAGGAUUUGGGCCCUGUGCGGCUCCGGGCCCGGCGCGGGACGCGCACCCGUUCCCAUGGCAACGCGCCCUUCUCCGCGGCGACCAAUCAGCGUCGGCCCCGCCCCGGCCGGAAUUUGCGCGACGGCGCACGCCGGAAGUGGAAGGGGCGCAGACCGGAAGCGGGGCUGGGAGCGGAAGCGGCGGCGGCGCCAUGCUGCGCUUCGUGCUGCUGUUCAGCCGCCAGGGGAAGCUGCGCCUGCAGCAGUGGUACCGCGCCGGGGCGGAGCGGGACAAGCGGAAGGCGGCGCGGGAGCUGAUGCAGGCGGUGCUGGCGCGCAAACCCAAGAUGUGCAGCUUCCUGGAGUGGGGCGAGCUGAAGGUGGUCUACAAGAGCCCACACUCCGGGACCCCCCCCCAAAAUGCCGCUUGGGAGGGGCACCCCCAGACCCCCGCAGGUGGGGGGGGAAGGCGCUGCCCCUUGGGACCCUUCGGUUUAACGGGACCACGGGGGGGGCAUGGGGCCCCCCAAUAAAUGGAUGAGAGCGGA
Numida meleagris (helmeted guineafowl) is the source of this 655-nucleotide messenger RNA. It is a transcript of the gene AP1S1, whose product is annotated as adaptor related protein complex 1 sigma 1 subunit. Gene Ontology annotation, biological process: intracellular protein transport; vesicle-mediated transport. The record is from RefSeq and is a predicted model, not a curated record. Gene Ontology annotation, cellular component: intracellular membrane-bounded organelle; AP-1 adaptor complex; membrane coat. Lineage: Eukaryota; Metazoa; Chordata; Aves; Galliformes; Numididae. Gene Ontology annotation, molecular function: clathrin-cargo adaptor activity.